This is a messenger RNA of Blepharisma stoltei, 822 nucleotides long. The record is from the annotation of a GenBank genome assembly. Lineage: Eukaryota; Ciliophora; Heterotrichea; Heterotrichida; Blepharismidae.
AUGAUAACAGGAAUGAGCAAAACAACAGAAUCAUCUUUUGUUACUCCGAAAAAGCCCCUAAAAGAUAAAAUAUCAUUAAUCUCCAAAUCUCUUUACAAAGUCGAUCUUUCCUACAAUCCUUUAUUAGACCUUGAAAGAUCUGUGAUCAGAGGAGAGGCUAAAGAUAUAAAAGAUGCCAAACCCAAAAGGAAGCCAAAAAUUUCAGCAGACAGAUUAACAGAAACCUUAAAACUCGAGCACAAAACACAAGCAGAAGGUAUGAGAAUACUUAGUCUUCCUAGACUACCAUACGGCAAUCACAAAACUUAUAAUGAUGAAUCAGGAUUCGUUACCGAUCAUUUCAUCACUGAUGAAGACAUCCAAAAUGAUCUAAAUAAGGCCAAAGCUCUUGAUGAAAUUACAAGAAAAUUCAGAAUAAAGGAAAAACGACUGAAAUAUGUGCAAAAUAUGCAAAGCAGGAAAGCUGCAAGACUUUCGCAAACUGAAGAUUUCUUCUCUUUUGAGUCAGAUGGAGGCCAUCUGAUGUGCAAUAGGGUAAAAGAGGUUAUUGAAACGUAUGAUGCUGAAAAAGAGAAAUACAGCCAGAAGCAUCCUUAUGUUCAUUUGACAUUUAAGGACUUGGAAGAGUUGAAAGGGAGAAAGCGAAUCAAAUUUAGGACUCAGACAGAUUGGACGUAUCAAAGUAUGAUGACCGAGAGGUUAGCAGUGAGCAAAAGAGAAGUCAAGCGACCUAAACUAUUAGAAAGUCAAAAUUUCAAAAUGCUUGAAGGAGCUUUAUCGUCAUCUAGACCCCUAACUUGCUAUACAAUAAAUCUUAUAUAA